UACGGCCGAGUCGGUGGCGCGAGUCAGAGGCGACGGGCACGACGAGGCGGCAGGCCCCUGGCAUUCUACUGCCCGACAUGGACUAGCGACCCGCCAGUCCACCGCAGGGGCUCCGAGCCACCCGCACUACACAUUUGAAGAGUAACAUUUUAUCAUCAUGACUGUGGUCAACGAAUGGGUGGCAGGAACUCGGUUCGGCGGUUGGGUACAGAGAUGCCGGGAGUCGCGCCGCCUCGUUCUUGUCAUCGUCGCCAUAGCGUUGCUCUUGGACAACAUGCUACUUACUACUGUCGUACCGAUAAUUCCUGAAUUCUUGUACGACAUCAAUCACCCCAAUGCUACUUUGGACAAACUAAGUCGAGUGACAACAACUACGACUCCUUCACCAACACCGAAUCCAUGUGCACAAUAUAUAAAGAAUCAAAAUGCCGACAUUUCUGUUACGACAUCGUCUAACGAUUUCGACAACGUGUCAACAGUAUUCACAACCACGUUAGAUCCAGAACAGGAAGAGCAAAAAAUGCGGCACCAUGAUCUUGUACAAGAAACCGUAGAAGUGGGAAUGAUGUUUGCUUCGAAGGCAUUUGUGCAGUUAUUGGCAAAUCCAUUUGUUGGACCUCUAACUCACAAAAUAGGCUACAGCAUCCCCAUGUUUGCAGGUUUCGUCAUAAUGUUUCUUUCCACAAUAAUAUUUGCAUUCGGUCGGAGCUACAGCGUUUUGUUCAUCGCGAGGGCACUUCAAGGAAUCGGAUCUUCCUGUUCCAGCGUAUCCGGCAUGGGAAUGUUGGCUGAACGUUAUCCUGACGACAAGGAGCGAGGAAAUGCAAUGGGUAUUGCACUGGGAGGAUUGGCUUUGGGGGUACUAAUUGGGCCACCGUUUGGAGGAGUCAUGUACGAAUUUGUCGGCAAGUCGGCGCCGUUCCUCGUUUUGUCAGCUCUGGCCCUAGGAGAUGGUCUUUUACAAUUGUUGAUGUUACAACCAGCAAUAGUACGACAAGAAUCAGAUCCGCCGUCUUUGAAAGCGCUAGUAACCGAUCCGUACAUCAUCAUUGCAGCAGGUGCUAUAACAUUCGCCAACAUGGGAAUCGCAAUGCUGGAACCUUCCCUUCCCAUAUGGAUGAUGGACACGAUGGGUGCCGAACGGUGGAAGCAGGGAGUAACUUUUCUUCCUGCUAGUAUCUCGUACCUGAUCGGUACCAACCUUUUCGGACCCUUGGGACACCGAAUGGGACGCUGGUUAGCCGCUUUAUUAGGACUGGUCAUCAUCGGAAUUUGUUUAAUGUUGAUACCCCUCGCAACAAGCAUGAAUCACUUGAUCGUCCCAAAUGCUGGGCUUGGAUUUGCGAUAGGGAUGGUCGACAGUUCCAUGAUGCCAGAAUUGGGUUAUUUGGUCGACAUUCGACAUACGGCCGUCUAUGGCAGUGUCUACGCUAUCGGUGACGUUGCUUUCUGCCUUGGUUUCGCUAUUGGUCCAGCUAUGAGUGGAACCUUAGUUAAAAAGAUUGGCUUCGAAUGGAUGCUUUUUGGUAUUGCCAUACUGAAUUUUCUGUACGCUCCCCUACUCAUCAGUUUGAAGAGCCCACCGACUAAAGAAGAAAAGAAGUCUCUGCUACUAGACGAGAAGACAUCGGUGAGGUACGUGACGUACCAGAACGAAGAUGAGGAGGAGUAAAUGUGGCAACGAUGCAAUAAUAUUAGAAGUUCUCGAAUGUUCCACAAAAGAUUCGGGUGUGUGUAAAUUGCUUCGAGGUUGUUGGAACAUGGUCUUGUUAAAUUUUCACGCUCUGAGAGCGUAUCUGGACAGACUUUCAGAGUUUCUUUCGUGUUAAGUUAAAGCAUUGUAAGAUAAAAGAUUGUGCUUCUGUAACCCAAAAUCGACUCUUUGAUGGGAGUUGCACUUGUCAAAAUUCCCUAACUUUUCGGGGGCCCUCGUUAUGGAUUAAUGUGAAUGGCUGCACAUAAUCCGUUCCGGCAGGAGGCGAGGCAAUCAGAGUCCCUCGAAGCACAAGAAACCUAUUGGCGUAAGUGUUGAUGAAUAAAACGGCGCUCCCAUCGUAAGCCCGGCUAAUGAUUGCCAUACAACAUUAUUAAGUGUCUAAUCUUAUUUGUAAUACGUGUAGCAACUAUUCGGCUGAAAUAUGCAUAUAAGAGAAUUGC
Molecule: messenger RNA, 2157 nt
Organism: Zophobas morio
Lineage: Eukaryota; Metazoa; Arthropoda; Insecta; Coleoptera; Tenebrionidae
Gene: Vmat
Product: synaptic vesicular amine transporter
Exons: 11
Coding region: 158-1672 (504 amino acids)
Biological process (GO): transmembrane transport; aminergic neurotransmitter loading into synaptic vesicle
Cellular component (GO): synaptic vesicle membrane; terminal bouton
Molecular function (GO): serotonin:sodium:chloride symporter activity
Source: RefSeq, a predicted model, not a curated record